GCUCCUGGCCCACGAGGAUCGCCCGGCCCUCCUGGGUCCCCCGGUAGCCCAGGACCCCCAGGGACAGACGGCAAACCGGGACCUGCUGGUUUACAAGGUCAAAGGGGUAAGAAGGGCGAACCUGGUUUCCCGGGAACUGAUGGACUUCCUGGACUUAUGGGGCAGAGCGGACUACCUGGAGUCGCUGGCCCUCCUGGCCCCACUGGGCCCCCGGGGUUACCUGGCGAAGUGGGCAGAAUUGGCCAGCCUGGACCACCAGGUCUACCUGGCAAACUUGGCCUGGAUGGUCUGCCUGGACUUCCUGGAUCGAAAGGAGAAAGAGGAGAGAGAGGAGAGGACGGUUUCCCUGGGAAAAUGGGUACGAAGGGUGAAACAGGAGAUCGUGGACUACCUGGCAGAGUUGGAGAUAGGGGUGAAGCUGGCCUUCCAGGUCCAACUGGCUUACCAGGACUGAGAGGAGAAAAGGGAGAUCAGGGAGACAAGGGAAGGGCUGGGAUCCCCGGCUUCAAAGGUGAAAGAGGCGACAAGGGUGACGUCGGCCCUGCUGGUCCCCCGGGCCAACCUGGAACGACAUCUGUGUUUACACCUCAACCCAGUGGUCCUGGAGAACGAGGUCCACCAGGUGAAAAGGGAGACCGUGGAGAAAGAGGUGAACCCGGACCCCGUGGCAUCUCAGGUGAGCCAGGGCCACCUGGACCUGCAGGGCAACAGGGUGUGAAGGGACAGGAAGGAGCUGUGGGAAGACCGGGAGCUCUUGGAGAGCCUGGUGCUUCUGGGCCUGCAGGCCCCCCAGGUCCACGUGGCUUGCCAGGAAAUGUGGGAAAUCCUGGAGAUCCUGGUCGACCGGGAGAUGUCGGAGAAAAAGGAGACAAGGGUGAUCCUGGGAAGGAUGGGAAACCAGGAGCCCCUGGGCGGGCAGGUGAGCCAGGACUGGCCGGAGAACCUGGGUUACCUGGCAAGAUUCGAGAUGGAGAAAGGGGUGAAAGAGGACCACCUGGAUUACCUGGGCCACAUGGACACAAAGGAGACAGAGGGGCUCCUGGUGUUCCUGGCCAGCCAGGAGACAGAGGCGCUCCAGGAAUCGGACUUGGUGGACCACCUGGCCCAGUGGGACCUCCUGGAGAGAAAGGGCCAUUGGGUCUCCGAGGUUUACCCGGCAUACAGGGCCCCCCUGGACCAUCUGGGCAGGAUGGUUUGCCAGGAAAUCCAGGGGAAAGGGGACCACCAGGAAAACCGGGUUCCUCACCUCUGCUUUCUCCUGGUGAUAUAAGUCUCUUAGUUAAGGAUGUGUGCAGUGACUGCCCCCCUGGGCCCCCUGGGCUCCCUGGGAUGCCAGGAUUCAAAGGUGAUAAAGGCCCCCCAGGUUCGCUCGGCAGAGAAGGCCCAGUUGGAAAAACAGGCGAGCCUGGACCAAGAGGUCAUCAUGGCCCACCAGGUGUGGAAGGUCCCAAGGGUGCUAAAGGAGACCGUGGGACGAUGGGCGAGGCUGGUCUGAAGGGUGAACAGGGCCAUCCUGGUAUACCUGGCUUCCUGGGCCAACCUGGAAACCCAGGCCCACCUGGCUCUGACGGUCCCCCUGGACCUGUGGGACCACCAGGGAAUCCUGGAGGUACGGGUAAAGAAGGCCCAUCUGGACCCCAGGGCCCUCCGGGAUUGCCUGGACUCUUGGGCAUUCCUGGAAAAGAUGGCAAAGAAGGCAAGCCAGGGUCUCCAGGGGAACCGGGCAAAUCAGGAGAGCCCGGACUACCAGGACCGGAGGGGUCUCGAGGGUUGCCGGGUUUUAAAGGACCCAGGGGAGACGCAGGUGUCCCAGGCUCAAGGGGAGAGGUGGGCCCAGCCGGACCUCCUGGCCGUGAAGGACAACCAGGAAAAGAUGGGGAUCCUGGCCCAGUUGGGCCUCCCGGUCCACGAGGGCUCAGAGGGGUUUCGGGCAAGAAUGGACCACCUGGUCCUCCAGGGGAAAGUGGCUCUCCAGGUAACCCGGGUCAGAAAGGAAGCAAGGGUGAACCGGGCAGCCCAGGACUCCCUGGAUUUAUGGGGCCACGGGGACCCCCCGGUGAAGCUGGCGAGAAGGGGCUUCCAGGGAAAGAGGGCACUCCAGGCAAACAAGGGGAGCUUGGAACCAAAGGUGACCGGGGAGAUCCUGGCAACAAAGGUGAAAAAGGUCCUCCAGGAGAGAAGGGCUCAGCUGGUGAUCCUGGCAUUCCUGGUCGUAAAGGGCACACAGGGUUAAUGGGUCCACCAGGACCAUCAGGAGAUAUUGGACAAGCGGGACCCCCAGGUGCUCCAGGACAACCUGGAUUUCCUGGACCUAGGGGGGAGCCUCCAUCACUUGAAACACUGAGAAGACUCAUUCAAGAAGAGUUAGGAAAACAGCUAGAUGCCAGACUGCCCUACCUCAUAAGUCAAAUGCAGCCAGCCAAUAUCAAAGCACCUCAAGGUAGACCAGGACCUCCAGGGUCGCCUGGUAAAGAAGGUCCCCCGGGUCGACUGGGUCCUCCAGGAGAGCCUGGCAGGCCAGGACAACCUGGCUUGGAAGGGCCAUCGGGGCCACCAGGCCAGAAAGGCGAAAGAGGAGACAAAGGAGAAAAAGGAGAAAAUGGUGUUGGUCAGCGAGGUGAAGUAGGUCCUCCAGGAAUUCCAGGUGUCUCAGGGGAACCAGGAUAUGCCAAAGAUGGGUUGCCAGGAGCGCCGGGCCCUCAGGGUGAAGCGGGUCUUCCUGGCAUGAUGGGACCCCAAGGGCCUCCAGGAACCAAUGGACAAUGUGACCCCUCUCAGUGUGCUUACUAUGCAAGCUUGGCCGCCAGACCCAGCAACGUCAAAGGCCCCUAGAAGGCAACUUCCGCACCCUUCCAUGGACUUCUGAUGGACCUAAUCAUGAAACUUGAAUUGAACAAGGAAGUCGGGAGUUUGAACCCCGUUUCACUCCUGUUCCUUUGCAAGAGGCCUUUUUUGAUUCACAAAAAACCAACGCUGCCAGUCAGUCAGGUUUUAUUAUAAAUAGGAAUCGAGCAAUUGUUAUUCUUUCAUGAGGCAAGAAGUGACUUUUUUUGUGGUUCUUUUCUCUAAACGUCAGGGCAAGUUUAAUUUUUUUAAAAAAGAUUUUUUUUUAAUAUAAAAGUUGACACCGAAGCAUAGAACUCAUGUAGGCAAAAUCUAAGUUAGCAUGGGAAGCCAAGGAGGAAUGUUGGUUGCUUUUUCUUGAGCAUUGAAACAUUUAAAAUGAGAUUUUGGAAGGGAGAGGAGAGGCUCUUGGAUUCUUCCUCUUUUUUCCUGGAGCUCACACAAAACUGCUUUGAAAUGAUGGGCUGAGGGAGCUGUUUAUCCUGUUUUGGGGAAGAACUUCGCACAGCGCACUCCCCCAAAAUGGGAUCAACCCAUUAAAUUUUCCUCAAGCAGCAGUGGCGUAGCGGCUAAGAGCAGGUGCACGCUGAUCUGGAGGAACCGGGUUUGAUUCCCAGCUCUGCCGCUCGAGUU
Messenger RNA from Sphaerodactylus townsendi, 3477 nucleotides. It is a transcript of the gene COL22A1, whose product is annotated as collagen type XXII alpha 1 chain. The transcript is spliced from 44 exons. Bases 157 to 2832 code for a protein of 891 amino acids. Lineage: Eukaryota; Metazoa; Chordata; Lepidosauria; Squamata; Sphaerodactylidae. The record is from RefSeq and is a predicted model, not a curated record.